Botrytis cinerea B05.10 is the source of this 2765-nucleotide messenger RNA. RefSeq lists its product as hypothetical. The record is from RefSeq and is a predicted model, not a curated record. Bases 401 to 2659 code for a protein of 752 amino acids. Lineage: Eukaryota; Fungi; Ascomycota; Leotiomycetes; Helotiales; Sclerotiniaceae. The transcript is spliced from 5 exons.
UGUUUAAACUUCGAAUUCUCAAGUGUCUCCACAGGAUUCCUACUACAUCCCCAUACCCCCGCCUCCGAUAUAACCCAUUUCACAAGAUGUCAAGAUUUCCCCCUCCCCAUCUCCGUCUUUCCCAAUCUAAAACCUCCCCUCACCCCAACAAUCUAACUUCGCAAACCACAUACUGACCCACCACAUUUUCGAGCUUAUACAUUGAGAUAUUUGAAAUUUUAAAAAGGAGCAUUUUCGUAGCACGAUCUCGGGUCACACCGCAUGUGGGGCAAUACUUGGGGUGGUAACAGGAUAAAUCAAUCCUUGCGAACGAAGGUGGUGAGAUUCAACUUACUUUUAUCACGAUCGCUAUCUAUAAGGAAAAGAAAAAGAACGCUUCUUCAGAAAUUAUUUCCAGCUAAUGGAUUCACAAGACGAAGCCGGAGUGCGAAAAGAUAAUGAUACUAUUGAAAACAGUAUUGAUCCGCUAGUCGAGGACUCUGCAACACAUGUUUGUAGAUGUGGCAACCCAGGUCAUACCAACUUGUUGCAAUGGAUAGAGAAACCAGAAAUACCCACUUAUUGGGGUCUGCUCGAAAGUGACUCGUUGGACAUGGAACAAAUUGACCGGGAGGUUAAAAAGGCCCAAGAGACCAUCCUAGUCGUUGAUGAAUAUUGUUCGAGUUGUCGAAAGUUUUUGGAAGCCCUACCAGAUAUCCUUAUUAAUCAACCGCCUACAAAAUAUAAUUCGAUUAACCGCCCUCAUUUCCAGAACAUGGCUGAGUUUGGAGCUGCGCUGAGAGAGAAGUGUCGCCUGUGUAGACUUUUGGACCAAGCUCAUACAGCGAAGUCUCCAUUUAAGGCUAGGAAUAUAAAUGUUUAUGAUUUUCAUAAGAUUGAAAACAGAUUUAGAUGCCUGGGCAAACCUACGACUAUCUGUAUGACGAUAAAAAGUGUCACAUAUGAUGAUGGGAUUUGGAUAUCGUUGAAUAGCCCUGGUGAAUUCAAGGGUGGUCACAAUCUUUUAGGGCAUCUGAGUAUAACCCACUCCAAAUUUUCAGUAUUGAAAUCAACUCCAGCCCCAGAAAGUGACCGCAUCAGCGCGCAGCUUCAAAUUGCUAAUCAAUGGCUCGCUGAGUGCUUGACGUCUCACGUUCACUGCUGCCAAAAUCCAACAGAGUUUCUCCCUUCCAGGCUUAUCUAUGUCGAUGGAAAAGUCGCACGACUUGUCAUUACCUCAACCUUGGGCCACCGACCAAAAUACGCUACCCUGAGUCACUGCUGGGGCGCAAUUCCGCAUCUAAUGCUCAAGACAACAUCGAUAGAUUCGAUGAUGAUAAAGAUACCGGAAGACGACCUUACAAAAACCUUUCAAGAUGCCAUUAGGAUAUCGCGCGCUCUGGGCAUAGAAUAUAUCUGGAUAGACUCGCUUUGUAUCAUACAAGACUCUUCGUCGGAUUGGCAAGCCGAGGCCGUUCUGAUGCAAUCAGUCUAUUCCAAAUCGGAAAUCAAUAUUGCAGCUACCGGGGCAGCUGAUGGUCGUCAAGGUUGUUUUCUUCAACCACAGGACUACAUUGCGAAAGUCCAUGUAAGAAAUUUGAACCCCCUAAGUGAAAAAUCAUGGGAUAUCUCGAAUCUGUCAGAUUGGUUAAAUUAUAUGCCAUUGACACGAAGAGCAUGGGCACUACAAGAAAGGCUAUUGUCGACUCGAACGCUCCAUUUCAGCGAAGGGGAAAUGGUCUGGGAAUGUAAGACAGGAGGUGCAAGAGAGAACUUCCCUCAGAUUGUAGAGCAGAAACAAGAAAAGACUUCGCUUGCUCAUAUAUGGGAUGAUAUUGUGAGAAAGUACACAAUUGCAAAUCUCACGAAUAAAAGAGAUAAACUGAUUGCAAUAGGAGGCAUUGCGAGAGCUGUGCAAUUGGAAAGUGGGGAUCGGUACUUGGCUGGUCUCUGGGAGAAAGACAUUGAAGUGCAGUUGCUGUGGCGGAAAGGCGAAAAAUCAGCUAAAUCUGAUUUUUAUCGAGCACCUAGUUGGUCGUGGGCUUCAAUAGACGGAAGAGUUGAUUCAGGCCCCCGCGGUUUGAGGGUCUAUGGAGGCCGUAUAGAUGUCCACGUUAUAUCUGCUUUUGUAACCCCACUAGUGGAAGAAAGUCCUUUUGGAGAAGUGCGAGCCGGAAAUCUCAGAAUAUCUUGCAAAGCCCUCCUCUCCGGGAAUAUCCACAAGGUCGUCAAUUCGCCUUAUAGUCUCUUCCCCAACCGCAAUCGGUCUUUCAACUUGUCAAACGGCAAAGAAAUACUCUCCAAAUACGAAGUCUAUUUAGAUUCCGAAAUUGAUGAAAAAAAGGUAGUCUUGGUUCUAGUUCACGAUUCCGGUCCAGCAAGUGAAAAUCAGGAACAUGAUGGCACGUCACUGACAGGGUUGGUGCUCCAACGUAGCGGCGUUAGAAAGGGCGAGUUUUUGAGAGUUGGAUUGUGGUCGGUACGCGAUUACCGAGGGUGGAGCCGAGUGGGGACAGGUGAAUAUAUGCGUGAUGGGACACGAGAGACAUACGAUAAUCGUAUCAAUAAUCUCUUUGAGUUGUUUGAAACGAAUGAAACAGAGACUGCUAUAUCUGAUUAUGCUGAAAUUUUAACGGAACCAAAGUAUCCAAACGAGCGUUAUAUUAUUGAUAUAGUAUAGCGUGGUAGCUAUCGUUGAGUAAUUUUAUGCGGCAAACUACUCUCAUACCCCCCAAAUGUUAUUUAAUUACUCUUAUACCUUAGAAUUCACACUUGUUUUACUCUCA